CGGCAAUCUGGCGAUGGCCGUGGAAAUGGGAGGAGGAACGCUGUCGGAGAUUCACCAGAGCGCGAAGAAGCUUCUGAUGAGGAGCAGAGGCGGACUCGAACGCCUUGAGAGCCUCGAGUACAUGACCUCCACCGCCGUCGAUUCCCCUGAGCUAUCCUACUCCGUCAAGAGGGACAUCGCUCAGAUCCAGUCUCUCUGCGUCGAGAUGGACCGUCUCUGGCGAUCUGUUGCAAACAAAUCCGAGCGAGAUCUCUGGAAAAGAAAGGUAGAACAAAUAGCAGAGGAAGCUGAAUCUUUGAAACAAAGUUUGGAUAAGUAUUUUGUAAGAAAUCAGAGGAGGGUGACUGAAGCUAAGGAGAGGGCAGAGUUGCUUGGAAGAGCAAAUGGGGAAUCUGCUCAUGUUUUGAGAAUUUUCGAUGAGGAGGCUCAAGCAAUGCAGUCGGUCCGUAAUUCUUCGCGGUUGUUGGAAGAAGCUAGUGCAACUGGAGAGGCCAUUCUUUUCAAAUAUUCAGAGCAAAGGGAACGCCUCAAGAGAGCGCAACGGAAAGCAUUGGAUGUCCUUAACACAGUGGGUCUAUCCAACUCUGUAUUGAAGCUCAUCGAGAGGAGACACCGUGUUGAUAAAUGGAUAAAGUAUGCUGGCAUGGCAUUGACACUGUUCGUUGUGUUUGUGUUUUGGAGGUGGACUAGAUGAAGUUUGAGGAAAAUGAAGAGUUUGCAAGGGCAGCCUACGUCAACUUUUUUCAGGCUUAUAGUUAAUUGUAGAGCAGCUCCAAUAUAGACUGGAUAUUUUGCAAUCUAGUUUGUAUAUCCACCGUUGGAAAACCAAUGUAUAUCAUCAAUUGUUAAAGAUAAUGUUCUUUGUAUUUUACAAUAGUUUCACAUUGCUGAUCAACAUCCGUUUGAGGUUCAAUUUCAA
Ziziphus jujuba (common jujube) is the source of this 919-nucleotide messenger RNA. RefSeq names its product membrin-11. The coding region runs from base 14 to 694 and encodes 226 amino acids. Lineage: Eukaryota; Viridiplantae; Streptophyta; Magnoliopsida; Rosales; Rhamnaceae. The record is from RefSeq and is a predicted model, not a curated record. The transcript has 4 exons. Gene Ontology annotation, biological process: vesicle-mediated transport; vesicle fusion. Gene Ontology annotation, cellular component: endoplasmic reticulum membrane; ER to Golgi transport vesicle membrane; Golgi apparatus. Gene Ontology annotation, molecular function: SNAP receptor activity; SNARE binding.